Iphiclides podalirius (scarce swallowtail) is the source of this 483-nucleotide messenger RNA. Lineage: Eukaryota; Metazoa; Arthropoda; Insecta; Lepidoptera; Papilionidae. The record is from the annotation of a GenBank genome assembly.
AUGUGGGAUGACGUAGUGGAAGAAACCCCAGCCCCGGCCCAGGCUGAGGCACAGGCAGCUCCUAGUGACGGUCCAGCAGAGGAAGCGUCUGCAGAAGGAAAUCCUGAAGUCGCGGAACCCCCACCGCCGGAGAAUAACACAAAAAAUGAGCCGCGCCGGCUAGUGUUCAAGCACUGGAUUCGGCCGAAAUUCCUCCAGUACAACUAUAUCUAUGAUUAUCAGCGCAACUAUUAUGACGAUGUUAUUUCAUACUUGGAUAGACGUAACAGAGGCUUACCGGCAGAAAGACCCCGGGCCCAAACUUGGGGUGAAAGAGCGCUCAGGACGUACCUCUCUAAAGACACCAGUUACUUAUCCAAGACUUACAACAAGGAUACAACUCUGCUUCACCACAUUUCGACUGGUGCUCGUUUCCAACGCUAUCACAGCAAGGCUCGCAUUGCGAGGAAGUAUUCCAAUCUAGGAUUUAGCUCAGUGUCUCUC